AUUCCGUUCAGGAUCGUCUUCCCUUGGUGCAGACAAAGUUACAUUCUACAUAUGGAGCUUUCGAUGCUCUGUCGACGAAGACGUCUUCCACUCGAUAACUUGACCUACUGUGGUUCCGAGACGAGAUUCGUCGAAGUCAACUGGCUCUUUCUGGAUGUACAGUACAGGAUUUGCUUUCAGUUACUCCAAGAAAGAUACUUCUGCACUGAAAAUCUUUGAGCCUUUCAACGAAAUUUAGUCAUAAGGGACUCUAUUUGAUCUUACCGCCUCCGAAUGAGCUUUAUCACAACACCAUGUCUUCACUCAAGUGUGGGCCUGCCGAGCUCGCCAUGUUGAAACCUCAAAAUACCAUGAUAGAGCAUGUAGAGGAGUUCCUACAAGAUGAUGACGAGGCACAACUUCACGUGACGCACUCGCAGCCCAAUAAGAAUUCCCAAUCCGAGUCGAACUCAUCGUCGGCUGUUGCGAUUACUGCUCAAAGUUCUACGAAGCGGUCCAGAAUUCAUCUUCUGGACUUGCCGAUUGAGAUCCUGGAGCUUCUUUGCACCGAUUACCUUGAUACGGUCACGUGUACCUGUUUUGGUCUGGCAUGCAAAGCUUUCUUUGAGAUCACGGAGCAUCUGUAUCCUUGGCAGGUGAACCUACACAUGAGAUCCAGAGAUAAGAAAUGCUUAGGCCAUCUUUUGACAGACUGGAUGGCACCAAAGUACAGUUUUGAUCAUGCAUGGGGCAAAUUCUUGCUGAAGAAACAUUACCUUAGUGACGAGAAGGAAAUUGAAAGGCAAUGGAAGAAAAAAGAGUCAUGGAGACGGAUCAGGAUAGUGGUUGAUAAAUUUGGAGCUGCUGUUGCUUAUGAGAGCACAAGGAAGGGAUUUUGAAAUAUAGCAGAUCAGGCAUUUGUGGUUCAUGAAUGUCAAGUCCGGUGAUGCCAAUGUCGAUCAUUGUCCCACAAAUCUCUUUGGAAAGUAGUUUUCCCAUACUGAGGAGACAUAAUCAGUAUGAAUUCUUCCCCCUGAACACUAAACUCUCUUCAAAAUGAC
Mollisia scopiformis is the source of this 1040-nucleotide messenger RNA. RefSeq lists its product as uncharacterized. NCBI's taxonomy places the organism in Eukaryota, Fungi, Ascomycota, Leotiomycetes, Helotiales, Mollisiaceae. The record is from RefSeq and is a predicted model, not a curated record. Bases 294 to 878 code for a protein of 194 amino acids. The transcript is spliced from 4 exons.